Molecule: messenger RNA, 3597 nt
Organism: Centropristis striata (black sea bass)
Lineage: Eukaryota; Metazoa; Chordata; Actinopteri; Perciformes; Serranidae
Gene: slc12a3
Product: solute carrier family 12 member 3
Exons: 26
Coding region: 1-3057 (1018 amino acids)
Biological process (GO): cell volume homeostasis; sodium ion homeostasis; potassium ion import across plasma membrane
Cellular component (GO): membrane
Molecular function (GO): sodium:potassium:chloride symporter activity
Source: RefSeq, a predicted model, not a curated record
AUGGAGGUACCAGCAGCCAGCGAUGGAGUCGACCUGGCUGCAUACAGAGCCAGGCUUCCUGCAGCAGCUGGAGAGUUUGAUGAGUCUGGUUUCUAUGGGUGCUAUGAUAACGUAGCAUCUGUUGGAUCUGAUGCUCUCAGCGGCUACAACACUCUGGACGCCCCGCCACACUAUGACUUCUACGCUAACACGGCAUCGUUUCGGCCACACAGACGCUUCAGACCGUCACUGUUCCAGCUGCACACAGAACCUGAGGUUGACUCCGGGCCUCCUUUGUAUGAGGAGACGACAGGUCAGAUGGGAGGAGGAGACAGCUCAGAGGAAGACGAGGAGGAGCAAAAGGAGCCGCCGCCUGAACCGACUCGCUUCGGCUGGGUUCAGGGAGUCAUGAUCCGUUGCAUGUUAAACAUCUGGGGGGUGAUCCUGUACCUGAGGCUGCCUUGGAUCACUGCUCAAGCUGGUAUAGGUCUGACCUGGGUGAUCAUCCUGCUCUCCUCUUGUAUAACUGGGAUCACUGGGCUCUCAACCUCCGCCAUCGCUACCAACGGCAAGGUCAAAGGAGGUGGGACCUACUUUCUGAUCAGUCGCAGCCUCGGUCCAGAGCUCGGCGGGUCCAUUGGUCUCAUCUUUGCUUUUGCCAAUGCUGUCGCUGUGGCCAUGCAUACUGUGGGCUUUGCUGAGACUGUAACAGAACUCAUGUCUGAAAGUGGAGCCGUCAUGGUGGACCGAACCAAUGACAUCCGCAUCAUUGGCAUCAUCACCGUCACAUGUCUGCUUGGUAUUUCAAUGGCUGGAAUGGCGUGGGAGUCCAAGGCCCAGGUGUUGUUCUUCCUGGUCAUCAUGGUGUCAUUUGCCAGUUACAUUGUUGGAACAAUCAUUCCUGCUUCAGCACAGAAACAAGCCAAAGGUUUCUUUAGCUACAAGGCGGAUAUCUUUACCUCCAAUUUUGUGCCUGGCUGGCGGGGACCAGAGGGGAGCUUCUUCGGCAUGUUCUCCAUUUUCUUCCCCUCUGCCACAGGCAUCCUGGCAGGAGCCAACAUCUCUGGAGAUCUGAAGAAUCCAACUGUGGCCAUCCCCAGAGGAACCCUGUCAGCAAUAUUCUGGACCACCAUUUCCUACCUCAUCAUCUCUGCAACCAUUGGAUCCUGUGUGGUGCGGGAUGCGUCCGGCCUGUUAAAUGACACGUUAUCACCGUCCUCAUCUAGUGAGGGUUGUGUUGGUUUAGCUUGUCAGUAUGGAUGGGACUUCACAGACUGCAUCAACAAUAAGACAUGCAGCUACGGCAUCAGCAACUACUAUCAGGCGAUGAGCAUGGUGUCAGCCUUUGCUCCUCUCGUCACUGCUGGUAUAUUUGGAGCGACACUUUCUUCUGCUUUGGCGUGCCUGGUUUCUGCUCCCAAAGUCUUCCAGUGUCUGUGUAAGGACAAACUCUACCCUUUAAUCGGCUUCUUUGGCAAAGGUUACGGCAAGAACGAUGAGCCGCUCAGAAGCUACCUGCUAACAUACGUCAUCGCUUCAUGCUUCAUUCUCAUCGCUGAGUUGAACAGCAUCGCUCCCAUCAUCUCCAACUUCUUCCUCUGCUCCUACGCUCUCAUCAACUUCAGCUGCUUCCACGCCUCCGUCACCAACUCACCAGGUUGGCGUCCGUCCUUCAGGUUCUACAGUAAGUGGCUGUCUCUGCUGGGCUCUGUGUGCUGUGUGGUGAUCAUGUUCCUGCUGAACUGGUGGGCAGCCCUCAUAGCGUUCGGCAUCGUCUUCUUCCUGUUGGGAUACACACUCUACAAGAAGCCUGCUGUGAAUUGGGGCUCGUCUGUGCAGGCGAGCUUCUACAACAUGGCUCUGAACCAGUGUGUCGGCCUCAACCACGUGGAGGACCACGUCAAGAACUACAGACCCCAGUGUCUGGUGCUGACCGGUCCUCCCAGCAGCCGACCAGCUCUGGUGGAUCUCGUCACCUGUUUCACAAAGAAUCUCAGUCUCAUGAUGUGUGGAAAUGUUGUGAUUGCUAGUAGCUCUCCAUCAGUGGUGGAAGAGGCGAGCCGUGACAGUAAUGUUUCCUGGUUGAACCAGAGGAAGGUGAAGUCGUUCUACAGUGGCGUCGUUGCUCCAGAGCUACGAUCAGGAGUCAACAUGCUGCUGCAGGGGGCAGGCCUGGGUCGAAUGAAGCCAAAUGUUCUAGUGAUGGGCUUCAAGAACUACUGGGACAGAGACACACCUCACGCUGCACACAGCUACAUUGGAAUACUGCAUGAUGCAUUUGACCUCCAGUAUGGCGUGUGCUUGCUGAGAAUGAAGGAGGAACUAGAUGUCUCUCCUUCAGCUCACUCACAUGUUAAUGCAGGCUUUUGUGGACGACAAGAGAAUCUAAACAUCCUCUCUGCCCCUUCCCACAUUCAAAAAAGGUGUUCAGCUUCUGUUGCCACUGAACCAGAGACUCAGCCCAGGACAGUGUUUCAGAAAAAACAAGGAAAAAAGACCAUUGAUGUCUACUGGCUGUCUGAUGAUGGAGGUCUGACCCUGCUGCUACCCUACCUGCUGACCCGUAGAAAGCGAUGGGCCAAAUGCAAGGUCCGAGUGUUUGUUGGGGGAGAAGCAGACAAGAAGGAAGAGCAGAAAGAGGAGGUUUUGGCACUGAUCAAGAAGUUCCGUCUUGGUUUUCAUGACGUUGAAGUGCUUCCUGACAUCUACCAGAAGCCCCGGCCUGAGAAUGUUCAUCGGUUUGAGGACAUGGUGGGUCGCUUCAGGCUGGAUUCAAAUCCCAAACAGGAUUCAGAUUCUGCAGCAUCAAGACAGCAAGAGGAGUCGUGGAAGAUCACAGACAACGAUCUAGAGAGGAACCAGGCCAAGUCUCUCCGUCAGAUUCGUCUGAAUGAGGUUCUGCAGGAUUACUCCAGAGAAGCUGCUCUGAUUGUUAUAACCAUGCCGGUGGGGAGGAGAGGAGUCUGUCCUAACACCCUCUAUCUGAUGUGGCUGGACUUCCUGUCACGUGAUCUGGGACCUCCUGUCCUGUUGGUCAGAGGAAACCAGGAAAACGUCCUCACUUUCUACUGCCAAUGAGAUGUCUCCUUGGGACCAGUAUACAGAUACUGAACUACAACUUUAAACUCACUCUAAGACUUGUCAAUGCUUUGGUGAUUGAUCAUUAUCUAAUCCUGUAAUUAAAGCUGUAGUUGGUAACAUAUAGCGGCAAGAAAAAGUAGAGUAAAAAUGUAAACCCUUUGAUAUUACCUGGUUUUCUGCAUUAUUUGUCAUAAAAUGUGAUCUGAUCUGCAUCUAAGUCCUACUUAGAUACAAACGGUUAUAAUAUUUCAUGUCUUUAUUGAAUCUAUCCAUGAAACAUUCAUAAUGCUGGUAGAAAAAGUAAGUUAACUCUUUAGCUCUAGCUAUGACUCCAAUAAGAGCUAUUUCUUGUCAGGAGUUAGCAAACCUGGGGUCUAAUCAAUGAAAUGAGAUUUGAGUGAGGUGUAGAGAUACUUUGACUUGUAAAAAACACUCAAACUUUUUGAGUUUGCUAUUCACAGCAAGCAUCUGCUCAUGAGAACCAUGCCUCGCAAAAAAGAGAUCUCUCCAAAGACCUGCGAUCAAGAAUUGUUGAUU